GAGGUUGGGGCUGGGAAAGCCGUCGAGGAGGAGCUGCCUCCGCCUGCGCCUAGACUCUUCUCUGUGUGCGAGCGCGGAGGCUGCGUGCUGGUUGAUCGCUGCCGCCCUACGGAGCUCCGAGCUCGAACCCCAGCCCUGGAAUCCUAGGAAUGUAAAGACAUCAAAAUGGAACCAAGUAUGGAUGCAAAUUCAAUUACUAUCACUGUUGAGGGAAUGACAUGUAUUUCCUGUGUCCGGACCAUUGAGCAGCAGAUUGGGAAAGUGAAUGGUGUCCAUCACAUUAAAGUUUCCCUAGAAGAAAAAAGUGCAACCAUUAUUUAUAACCCUAAACUUCAGACUCCAAAGACCCUCCAAGAAGCUAUCGAUGACAUGGGCUUUGAUGCUCUUCUCCACAAUGCUAACCCUCUUCCUGUCUUAACCAAUACUGUAUUUCUGACUGUUACUGCUCCACUGGCUCUGCCAUGGGACCAUAUCCAAAGUACAUUGCUCAAGACCAAGGGUGUGACUGGCGUUAAGAUUUCCCCUCAGCAAAGAAGUGCAGUGGUUACCAUAAUCCCAUCUGUGGUGAGUGCUAAUCAGAUCGUGGAGCUGGUCCCAGACCUCAGUUUAGACAUGGGAACUCAGGAGAAAAAGUCAGGAACUUCUGAAGAGCAUAGCACGCCUCAGGCAGGGGAAGUCCUGCUGAAGAUGAGAGUGGAAGGGAUGACCUGCCAUUCAUGCACUAGCACCAUUGAAGGAAAAGUUGGAAAGCUGCAAGGUGUACAACGCAUUAAAGUCUCCCUAGACAACCAAGAAGCUACUAUUGUUUAUCAACCUCAUCUGAUCACAGCAGAGGAAAUAAAGAAGCAGAUUGAAGCUGUGGGUUUUCCCGCCUUCAUAAAAAAACAGCCAAAGUACCUCAAAUUGGGAGCCAUUGACGUUGAGCGCCUGAAGAACACACCAGUCAAAUCUUCAGAAGGAUCUCAGCAAAAGAGCCCAGCAUAUCCCAGUGACUCAGCAAUCACAUUUACCAUAGAGGGCAUGCAUUGUAAAUCAUGUGUGUCAAAUAUUGAAAGUGCUUUAUCUACACUCCAGUAUGUAAGCAGCAUAGUAGUUUCUUUAGAGAAUAGGUCAGCCAUUGUAAAGUACAAUGCAAGCUUAGUCACUCCAGAAAUACUGAGAAAAGCGAUAGAGGCCGUCUCUCCAGGACAAUACAGAGUUAGUAUUUCAAGUGAAGUUGAAAGUCCCACCAGCUCUCCCUCCAGCUCAUCUCUUCAGAAGAUGCCUUUGAACUUAGUGAGCCAGCCUCUGACCCAAGAAGUUGUAAUCAACAUUAAUGGCAUGACUUGUAAUUCUUGUGUGCAGUCGAUAGAGGGUGUAAUAUCGAAGAAGCCAGGUGUAAAAUCCAUCCACGUUUCCCUCACAAAUAGCACCGGGACUAUUGAAUAUGAUCCUCUACUAACCUCUCCAGAACCCUUGCGAGAAGCAAUUGAAGACAUGGGAUUUGAUGCUGUCCUUCCAGCAGACAUGAAAGAGCCACUGGUGGUGAUAGCUCAGCCCUCACUGGAAACACCUCUUUUGCCCUCAACUACUGAGCCAGAAAAUGUGAUGACACCAGUUCAGAACAAGUGUUACAUACAGGUCUCGGGGAUGACGUGUGCUUCUUGUGUAGCAAACAUUGAACGGAACUUAAGACGAGAAGAAGGAAUAUAUUCUGUACUUGUAGCCCUAAUGGCUGGCAAGGCGGAAGUAAGAUAUAACCCAGCUGUUAUCCAACCCCGAGUGAUAGCAGAGCUUAUUCGAGAGCUUGGCUUUGGAGCUAUGGUGAUGGAAAAUGCUGGAGAAGGCAAUGGCAUUUUGGAACUUGUUGUGAGAGGAAUGACGUGUGCCUCCUGUGUCCAUAAAAUUGAGUCAACGCUCACAAAACACAAAGGGAUCUUCUACUGCUCUGUGGCCCUGGCAACGAACAAAGCACAUAUUAAAUAUGAUCCGGAAAUUAUUGGUCCCAGAGAUAUUAUCCAUACCAUUGGAAAUUUAGGUUUUGAAGCUUCUUUGGUCAAGAAAGAUCGAUCAGCCAACCACUUAGAUCAUAAACGAGAAAUAAAACAAUGGAGAGGGUCUUUCCUUGUGAGCCUGUUUUUCUGUAUCCCUGUAAUGGGACUGAUGAUCUAUAUGAUGGUUAUGGACCACCACCUUGCAACUCUAAACCAUAAUCAGAACAUGAGUAAUGAAGAAAUGAUCAACAUGCAUUCUUCUAUGUUCCUGGAGCGUCAGAUCCUGCCGGGACUGUCCAUUAUGAAUUUGUUGUCCCUUUUAUUGUGUCUACCUGUACAGUUUUGUGGAGGCUGGUACUUCUACAUUCAGGCUUACAAAGCGCUGAGGCAUAAGACAGCAAAUAUGGAUGUGCUGAUUGUGUUGGCAACCACCAUCGCAUUUGCCUACUCUCUGGUCAUUCUUCUGGUUGCAAUGUAUGAGAGAGCCAAAGUGAACCCUAUUACCUUCUUUGAUACACCUCCUAUGCUGUUUGUGUUUAUCGCACUAGGCCGAUGGCUGGAACACAUAGCGAAGGGCAAAACUUCCGAGGCUCUUGCAAAGCUAAUUUCCUUACAAGCAACAGAAGCAACUAUUGUAACUCUUAACUCUGAAAAUCUCCUCCUGAGUGAAGAACAAGUGGAUGUGGAACUUGUACAACGUGGAGAUAUCAUUAAGGUAGUUCCAGGAGGCAAAUUUCCAGUGGAUGGCCGUGUUAUUGAAGGGCAUUCUAUGGUAGACGAGUCCCUCAUCACAGGGGAGGCAAUGCCUGUGGCUAAGAAACCUGGCAGCACGGUGAUUGCAGGUUCCAUUAACCAGAAUGGAUCGCUCCUCAUCCGGGCAACACACGUAGGGGCAGAUACAACACUUUCUCAAAUCGUCAAACUUGUAGAGGAGGCACAGACAUCAAAGGCUCCUAUCCAGCAGUUUGCAGACAAACUCAGUGGCUACUUUGUUCCUUUUAUCGUCUUGGUUUCCAUUGUUACCCUCUUGGUGUGGAUUAUAAUUGGAUUUCAAAAUUUUGAAAUCGUGGAAGCCUACUUUCCCGGCUACAACAGAAGCAUCUCCCGAACAGAAACCAUAAUCCGCUUUGCUUUCCAAGCCUCUAUCACAGUUCUGUGUAUCGCAUGUCCCUGUUCACUGGGACUAGCCACUCCAACUGCUGUGAUGGUGGGCACAGGAGUAGGUGCUCAGAAUGGCAUACUUAUCAAAGGUGGGGAGCCCCUGGAGAUGGCUCAUAAGGUAAGAUUGGUAGUGGUAUUUGACAAGGCCGGAACCAUUACCAUGGAACCCAGUAGUGGCGAAGUAAAGGUUCUGGUGGAAAGUAACAAGAUAUCACGCAAUAAGAUCCUGGCCAUCGUGGGAACUGCAGAAAGUAACAGUGAACAUCCUUUAGGAGCAGCUGUAACCAAAUAUUGCAAGCAGGAGCUGGACACUGAAACCUUGGGUACCUGCACAGAUUUCCAGGUUGUACCCGGCUGUGGAAUUAGCUGUAAAGUCACCAAUAUUGAAGGUUUGCUACAUAAGAGUAACUUGAAGAUAGAAGAAAAUAACAUUAAAAAUGCAUCCCUGGUUCAAAUUGAUGCAAUUAAUGAACAGUCAUCAACUUCAUCAUCUAUGAUUAUUGAUGCUCAUCUCUCAAAUGCUGUUAAUACUCAGCAGUACAAAGUCCUCAUUGGUAACCGGGAAUGGAUGAUUAGAAAUGGUCUUGUCAUAAGUAAUGAUGUGGACGAGUCUAUGAUUGAACAUGAAAGAAGAGGCCGGACUGCUGUGUUGGUGACAAUCGAUGAUGAACUGUGUGGCUUGAUCGCUAUUGCUGAUACUGUGAAACCCGAGGCAGAGCUGGCUGUGCACAUUCUGAAAUCUAUGGGUUUGGAAGUAGUUCUGAUGACUGGAGACAACAGUAAAACAGCUCGGUCUAUUGCUUCUCAGGUCGGCAUCACUAAGGUGUUUGCUGAAGUUCUGCCUUCCCACAAAGUUGCUAAGGUGAAGCAGCUUCAGGAGGGAGGAAAAAGCGUAGCAAUGGUAGGAGAUGGAAUCAAUGACUCUCCAGCUCUGGCAAUGGCAAACGUCGGAAUUGCCAUCGGCACAGGCACAGAUGUAGCCAUUGAAGCAGCUGAUGUGGUUUUGAUAAGGAAUGACCUUCUGGAUGUUGUGGCAAGUAUUGACUUGUCAAGGAAAACAGUCAAGAGGAUUCGAAUCAAUUUUGUCUUUGCUCUGAUAUAUAAUCUGAUUGGAAUUCCCAUCGCUGCUGGAGUUUUUCUGCCCAUCGGCUUGGUUUUACAACCCUGGAUGGGAUCUGCAGCCAUGGCCGCUUCAUCUGUCUCUGUGGUACUUUCUUCCCUUUUCCUCAAGCUUUACAGGAAGCCAACAUAUGACAAUUAUGAGUUGCGUCCCCGGAGCCACACAGGACAGAGGAGUCCUUCAGAAAUCAGCGUGCACGUUGGAAUAGAUGAUACCUCCAGAAAUUCUCCGAGACUGGGUUUACUGGACCGGAUUGUCAAUUACAGCAGAGCCUCCAUAAAUUCACUGCUGUCUGACAAACGCUCCCUCAACAGCGUCGUCACUAGUGAGCCUGAUAAGCACUCACUUCUGGUGGGAGACUUCCGGGAAGAUGACGACACCACACUGUAACAGGCCUUCGGGGAUGCUGCUAGUCAAAGUUCAUGUGCACUGACACAGCACUUACAUUGAUGUAGAAGGAUUGUACGUCAAUCUCAUGCUCUUAUGUGCAGGAUUCUGAGUUGUAAUUGUUAAUGGCAAAAAUACCUUUCUCAGGGCAGGAGCUCUGAACCUGGCAUUAUGUAAAACAAAUUCCCAGCAGUUUUGUUUGAUUAGGGAUACAGACGGUAGAGCAGCGAGUUAGAACCAGCUCUAUAGUUAGAAGUUGCUAACUUUUGCUAAUAGGGCAACUCAUUUUUAUUUGACCAAAAAAAAAGUGCCCAAAGACAGGACAAUUAAAAAUGUGAAGAUUUGAGAGCAUGACCUUGAGGGUAUCCUUGAGCCUGUAUCCUUGCCCCACUUGGGAGCAAUGGCUUUGAAAGCACUGUACCUAGCACCUAGUUUAGAGGGAAAACAGUUGCGACUGUCCUAAAAUAGAUGUGCCUUAUUUAUUAUAGGCUUGCUUUCACCUCAUAAUUCUGUGUCCUUGACCUUCAGUUUCCAAUCACCUACAGGACAGCUUUUGACAUCUUCUUUCAAGUGAGCCAAGUUUAUGUGGUUUUUCUUUGAUUAAAAGUAACUGACAACAGUCACUUGAAAUGAGGCCAAAGGAUUACAAGUUCAAAGCCAGCCUUGACUAUAUACACUAAGACCCUGUCUUAAAGCGUUUUUGUAACUGACAGCUCUUCUGAAAUCUUACUUUUCUAAUCACAUUGUGAGUUCUGUUCACUGUUGGCAGAAAUCUCCGAGUCUUUGUUCAGUUUCCCUAGCCCUGUGCUGGCUUUCAGUUCCUUCUUGUUGAGUUCAGCUUUGUUCAUAGUGGAUGGAGUCUGUCUAUCAGUCCCAGUCUAGAAACUUAACAUUUGAACCUCUUUCACUGAAAAAUUCUUCAAAGAGUAACACUAAUAUAUUAACAUAUGUAGGCCAUAGAAAAGUACUUGGACUCAUUAAAUUCAUCUUUUGGGAUAAAAUCACUUGGCUGGUAUAUUGUAAUUUAAUAAAAUUUUAGUUACCUCUUAUGUUUUAGAUAACUUAUCAAAAUGAAUUUAAAAUAUUCUUAUCACACAGAGCUGCUUUUAUCGAGAUACACACCAAACUGUUAUAGAGAAAUCAGAAUAUCCCUGGUUUAUGAUAUCUUGUAAACAAAUAUGUUGUUCUUUCAUUCAAAAUAUUUGUGCUUAUAAACUCCUAAUCUUUCAUUUUCAUCCCAUACUUCAAGCUACUAGCACAAUGCUUAACAUAUAAUUUGUGCUCUGAAAAUGUUCACUUCUCCUUUUCAAGUCAAUAUUGAAUAUAAAAAUAAUUUUUGUAUUACUGGAGUGUAAAGUGAAAUGGAGAAUGGGUUUUGUCCACUCCACCCCCUUUCUCUCCUCUUCCUUUCACACCCAACACCCAAAAACGUUUACAUUCUUCACUUUGGUCUUUCCAGACUUGGGAAAGACCUAACUUCUAUCUUAGCUGUCUUAGAGAGGUAAAACUUUUGAUGAAGGUGCUAUUAAUCUAGAAAGGCAAACCUGUUUUAAUGAAGUAUGAUUAAGUUUAUAUGCUUAAACUGUAUUUUAAACCAGUACCUAUGUUGUCUUAAGAGUUUGAGUUUGGAUAUUUGUUUCUUAAUUCUAGCAGAUCAUCAUAGUAAAGCUCAUUGACUUCUAGAAGAAAGAGCUAAACUGGAGAUGUAGAAUAGUUUUUUCUUGUUCUGGAUCCAGAUUGAGAAUACAAGUGCCCCAGUCCUCAGCCAGUUUCUCCUUUGGUUACGCAUGUGUUGUUGAGUCGUCCUCUAGCCCCCACGUCACGUUAGAGGACAGUGAGAAUAGUAUUUCAGGUCUCACUGCCAGACGAGAACCUGUUUGAGAGCAGCUGUAUUCCUAGGAGAGGAGGGUCAUUUAGAGAGGGGAUCAAGCACAUGCUUUCAGGUGGCCACGAGUUUAGGUAAUGAGCCACUGCUCAGAACAGGUUUUGUGCGUGCAUGUGUGUAUGUGUAGAUGUACAUACACAGAGAGACAGGCGGAGAGAGGCAGACAGGGAGAAAGAACAUACAUCUGCUUUGAGGUUCUUUAUACCUUCUUUGUUACUUCCUUACUUACUCAGCAACCAUUGUCCCUGUCAGAAGCACCAUGGACACUUUGUUGUCCAGUGCUAAUACAGAUUUGGCUAGGGGCCACCUUUGAACUUAAAUAUCCAAAGAUGCCUUUUGAAUUUAAAGAUUAAAAUACAACUCAAAUAUUUACUCUUGUAGUUUUAAAAGUAUAGUUAUUAGGUGUGAAGUAGAAAUGUUGCUUUUCCUACUUUAGUAUCAACAUUUUAGUAUGUUAAAUUUGAUGCCUUAUGAACAAAUAAUUUUAUAUUAUGCUUUAAUUUUUUUAAAAAUGUCUUCAUUCAGCUAGAUAUAGAGAAUGAUUGAAAUAGCACUAUAGAUAAGAUGUUUCCAAAAAUGUGAGUGUGCAUAUCUUUUCUGUACACAGCUUAAAAUCAAAAAGAUAUAGUAGAGGAUUUUUCCAUUAUGUGUAGUUUCUGUUUUAAAAUUAUUUUUCAUAAUAUUUAUUUUAUUCUACUUUGUUAUUUUCUUUGUAUGAGGCAUCUGGUUAAUAAUAAUAAUUCUCCUCCUCUUCCUCCUCCUCCUCCUCCUCCUCCUUCUUCUUCUUUUUUUCAUAUAGACAUUCCUGAUAAUCACUUCUUUGAGUUAUUUUGUUUUCUGUAUUAAAAAGACCUAUUUCUGUACCAAAUAUAAACAUACAGAUUCAUGCCAAAUCUUUACCAACUUUGACACUAACUUUCUUACGUCCUUUAGUCUGGUGUGAGUAACUAGAUAGAACACAAAUCCUAAAAUUCUUAUUCCUCAAUCAUAUUAGCUUCUUUAAUGAUGUUAAUAAUUAACUUUUGUAGCCAUAACCAGGUGUCUCAACCUUGUGUUUUUAAAGAAAUGUAUUGUAAAACUUUGGUUAGAAUCCAAAACAGGAGCGGGCAACUUUGUGCAAUAUUUCGUUACUGUAGUUUAGUUUAUUUUUCCCUCAUGCGCAUGUAAUUGAUAUUUCUGCCGAAGAUGUGCCUUCAACUUUAUAAUUAUAGUGUUGUUUUAAAAAAAUGUUGUCAAGUGUUGCUGUGUUAAGUCGUCCAGCCCCCUCUACCCUCGUUGUGUUAUUUGGGGUUGUUUGGCCGUUUCAGCUGUUAAUCCAUGCUGUACCAGGACCAGAGGCAGCAGCACACAUUCAGGUAGGGGACAAAAGUCUGUUGUCUUUCCGAUCCCACUGCCCUGGUGCUGUCACUUAGAACAAGAGACAAAGGAAUGUGUAUGGCCUCUUCUCCUUUGUAGUGUCUAAUAAAUUCUUGAUAUAGUAUCCACCCUA
Rattus rattus (black rat) is the source of this 8015-nucleotide messenger RNA. RefSeq names its product ATPase copper transporting alpha (gene Atp7a). The record is from RefSeq and is a predicted model, not a curated record. Gene Ontology annotation, cellular component: membrane. Gene Ontology annotation, biological process: monoatomic cation transport. Lineage: Eukaryota; Metazoa; Chordata; Mammalia; Rodentia; Muridae. Gene Ontology annotation, molecular function: ATP hydrolysis activity; copper ion binding; ATPase-coupled monoatomic cation transmembrane transporter activity.